AACAAUGGCAGUCACAUGGUAAACCUUGGUAAUAACGAUACAACGUUACUAAACACACACGCCAACAAACUCAUACAGCCAUUCAUUUACAGCUGUCAAAUAUUAACAAGAUAUUAAAACUUUAUAUUAUCUCACUUAAUCCCAAAGCAAACAAAUAAAACGAACAGUCAACUACCCUCCAAUAAUCUCUUUCAAAAAAAAAAAAACUACCCUCCAAUAAUCACCACCGCCAACGCACCAUUCCAUUUUCUCUCUCCUCCCCCUCUCUCUUCCCCUUCUCGUCUCUCUCACACGAACAUCACUCUCUUUACAGUUACUCACGACCACACUUCCACCUCUCCCUUUCUCUCUCCUCUUUCUCUCUCUAACUCAAGCUUCCAUUUCUAUGGCGGAAGAGAAGGAAUCUACGUCUGUUCCUCUCAGUCAAGAUGAUCCUGAAGAUCCUGCUAAAGCUCCUCUCACUUCCUCCAAUUCUUCGUCUCGCGAGGCUUGCUGUUAUGUCCUCCAGAGUUGGAUUUCUAAGAAGUUCAUGACUGGAUGUGUUGUGCUCUUCCCUGUUGCAGUCACCUUCUUCAUUACUUGGUGGUUUAUUCAGUUUGUAGAUGGUUUCUUCAGUCCUCUGUAUGAGAGCCUUGGGAUUGACAUAUUUGGACUAGGUUUCAUCACUUCGCUACUGUUUGUUUUUCUUAUUGGUGUUUUUGUUUCCUCUUGGAUGGGUGCCACUGUUUUCUGGCUUGGAGAAUGGCUGAUAAAAAAGAUGCCUUUUGUUAGGCAUAUAUAUUCUGCGUCUAAACAAAUUAGCUCUGCAAUUUCACCAGAUCAGAAUACUACUGCUUUUAAAGAGGUGGCAAUAAUUCGUCAUCCACGUGAAGGUGAAUAUGCCUUUGGCUUCAUCACAUCUUCUGUCACUCUGCAGAAAGAUGAUGGUGACGAAGAAUUGUGUAGCGUGUAUGUUCCAACCAACCAUCUUUAUAUUGGAGACAUCUUUCUGGUCAAUUCCAAGGAUGUUAUCAGACCAAAUCUUUCUAUUCGUGAAGGCAUAGAGAUAAUUGUAUCAGGGGGCAUGACGAUGCCACAAGUCAUAUCACCUGUAGAAAGAACACUGCGACAAAGUGACAGAAUUCCGAUGAAUAGAUUGUCAACAUAAUACUAGGGAUGAAGGAUGUUUGUUUUUACAAGUGUGAUAUCUGAUUAUCAAUGUGUGAAGAAAGCUAGCUUGCUUGCCGAUAAUACCACAAGAAAUUUGUUAUGCCCACAGCGAUUUCAUGAGUGAAUUCAAUGUGGAAAUUUCAGUAUUCCUUAAUUGUUGUAUUCAUUUGUGGUGUGUAUACCGUAGUUCUUGUAAUAGUGACCUCUGUACCCAGUAUAUAGGAAAUUUGUAAAGGUAAGGUUAUAGAUUUUGAUAAUAUCCACUAUCGAGUAGCUUUAAUCGAUUUCAUAUAAGUGUGUAUCCUAAAUUAUUCCACUAGAUAAUUUUUAUUCGUAAA
This is a messenger RNA of Chenopodium quinoa (quinoa), 1487 nucleotides long. RefSeq names its product protein LIKE COV 2-like. The transcript is spliced from 7 exons. NCBI's taxonomy places the organism in Eukaryota, Viridiplantae, Streptophyta, Magnoliopsida, Caryophyllales, Amaranthaceae. Gene Ontology annotation, cellular component: Golgi apparatus. The coding region runs from base 386 to 1147 and encodes 253 amino acids. The record is from RefSeq and is a predicted model, not a curated record.